Messenger RNA from Bacillus rossius redtenbacheri, 6767 nucleotides. RefSeq names its product ABC transporter G family member 20-like. Lineage: Eukaryota; Metazoa; Arthropoda; Insecta; Phasmatodea; Bacillidae. Gene Ontology annotation, cellular component: membrane. Bases 172 to 3789 code for a protein of 1205 amino acids. The transcript is spliced from 16 exons. Gene Ontology annotation, molecular function: ATP hydrolysis activity; ABC-type transporter activity; ATP binding. The record is from RefSeq and is a predicted model, not a curated record.
GCUGCGCCCUCGCGCGCCGCAGUCGAGCGCGCAUAGAGUCCGGGCGAUACACUGGACCUUCCCGGACACCGGGUCAGCGGACAGCCAGUCCACCCGCCCGUCUGUCCAGGCAUUCCGCACGCUCUCGUCUUCAGUGUUGCAGAGUCAGCACCCCCGGGGGUGGCAUGCGGCAUGAUGGAGCUGCAGCCACUACCGCUGCGAGACCGCAGCCAGCUGGCCGUCAGCGUGAGGCGAGGCUGCAAGCAGUACGGCGACGUGCCAGUGCUGUCCCAGCUCAACAUGUCCGUGCGGACAGGCCACAUCUACGGCCUGCUGGGAGCGAGCGGCUGCGGCAAGACGACCCUCCUGAGCUGCGUGGUGGGGCGGCGACACCUGGACAAGGGAGAGAUCCGCGUGCUGGGAGGCGCUCCCUGCUCCAAGGGCAGGUGGCUGCCACACCGCCGGCUUGGCUACAUGCCUCAGGAGACGGCGCUCUACCAGAACAUCUCGACGCGGGAGACGCUGCGCUACUUCGGCUGGAUCUACGGCCUGAGCUCGGCCGCGUGUGACGAGAGGCUGGAGUUCCUGGCGAGGCUGCUGGACCUCCCGGCCCGCGACCAGAAGGUCAAGACCCUCAGCGGCGGGCAGACGCGGCGGGUGUCGCUGGCCGCGGCGCUGCUGCACGACCCGGAGGUCCUGGUGCUGGACGAGCCCACGGUGGGCAUGGACCCGGUGCUGCGGGACGUCAUCUGGAGGCACCUGCUGCAGAUCACCAGCUCGGGCCGCAGGACCAUCAUCCUCACCACGCACUACAUCGAGGAGGCCAGCCUGGCGCACACGAUUGGCCUACUGCGCAAUGGACACCUGUUGGACGAAGACUGUCCUAAAGAACUACUUAGAAAACAUGGUCUCAUGUCGCUAGAAGACGUUUUCUUUAAACUUAGUUUAAUGCAAGAGAAGACUGAUUCGAUGGCAUCGAUAACUGACUACCAAGAAAACCAAGAAAUCGGCGAAGACGGAAAUUCGCUUUCCAACGAAACAGAUGACGUGAACUUCAGUGAAGGUACCUCAAACAAGAUUGUUCCAGCGACACCUACCAAAGACUGCUGUGGAAUCCUUUCGAAAGGAUCAAUGAAAGCACUUCUUUUCAAGAAUAUCAUUACAACGACUAGAGAUCCAAGCUACAUGGCGUUCAUCUUCGGGCUGUGCGUGGUGGCCGUGUCGGGGCUGUACGCUGGGUUCGGCUUCGCCCCGCGUCAGCUGAGGAUCGCCGUGUCCAACCGCGACCUGGGCUCGCCCGACCCCCGCUGUGGCGGCUCCACUGCCUCGUCCAACUGCAGCCUCGAGGACCUGAGCUGUCGCUACCUGCGGCACCUCGAGGGCCCCUCCGUGGUCAAGGUGAGCUCCACUGCCUCGUCCAACUGCAGCCUCGAGGACCUGAGCUGUCGCUACCUGCGGCACCUCGAGGGCCCCUCCGUGGUCAAGGUGAGCUCCACUGCCUCGUCCAACUGCAGCCUCGAGGACCUGAGCUGUCGCUACCUGCGGCACCUCGAGGGCCCCUCCGUGGUCAAGGUGAGCUCCACUGCCUCGUCCAACUGCAGCCUCGAGGACCUGAGCUGUCGCUACCUGCGGCACCUCGAGGGCCCCUCCGUGGUCAAGGUGAGCUCCACUGCCUCGUCCAACUGCAGCCUCGAGGACCUGAGCUGUCGCUACCUGCGGCACCUCGAGGGCCCCUCCGUGGUCAAGGUGAGCUCCACUGCCUCGUCCAACUGCAGCCUCGAGGACCUGAGCUGUCGCUACCUGCGGCACCUCGAGGGCCCCUCCGUGGUCAAGGUGAGCUCCACUGCCUCGUCCAACUGCAGCCUCGAGGACCUGAGCUGUCGCUACCUGCGGCACCUCGAGGGCCCCUCCGUGGUCAAGGUGAGCUCCACUGCCUCGUCCAACUGCAGCCUCGAGGACCUGAGCUGUCGCUACCUGCGGCACCUCGAGGGCCCCUCCGUGGUCAAGGUGAGCUCCACUGCCUCGUCCAACUGCAGCCUCGAGGACCUGAGCUGUCGCUACCUGCGGCACCUCGAGGGCCCCUCCGUGGUCAAGGUGAGCUCCACUGCCUCGUCCAACUGCAGCCUCGAGGACCUGAGCUGUCGCUACCUGCGGCACCUCGAGGGCCCCUCCGUGGUCAAGGUGAGCUCCACUGCCUCGUCCAACUGCAGCCUCGAGGACCUGAGCUGUCGCUACCUGCGGCACCUCGAGGGCCCCUCCGUGGUCAAGGUGAGCUCCACUGCCUCGUCCAACUGCAGCCUCGAGGACCUGAGCUGUCGCUACCUGCGGCACCUCGAGGGCCCCUCCGUGGUCAAGGUGAGCUCCACUGCCUCGUCCAACUGCAGCCUCGAGGACCUGAGCUGUCGCUACCUGCGGCACCUCGAGGGCCCCUCCGUGGUCAAGGUGAGCUCCACUGCCUCGUCCAACUGCAGCCUCGAGGACCUGAGCUGUCGCUACCUGCGGCACCUCGAGGGCCCCUCCGUGGUCAAGGUGAGCUCCACUGCCUCGUCCAACUGCAGCCUCGAGGACCUGAGCUGUCGCUACCUGCGGCACCUCGAGGGCCCCUCCGUGGUCAAGGUGAGCUCCACUGCCUCGUCCAACUGCAGCCUCGAGGACCUGAGCUGUCGCUACCUGCGGCACCUCGAGGGCCCCUCCGUGGUCAAGGUGAGCUCCACUGCCUCGUCCAACUGCAGCCUCGAGGACCUGAGCUGUCGCUACCUGCGGCACCUCGAGGGCCCCUCCGUGGUCAAGGUGAGCUCCACUGCCUCGUCCAACUGCAGCCUCGAGGACCUGAGCUGUCGCUACCUGCGGCACCUCGAGGGCCCCUCCGUGGUCAAGGAGUUCUUCGACAGCGCCGAGGCGGCGCUGGAGGCGGUGCGGCGCGGCCGGGCGUGGGGAGCGCUGCUGUUCCACGAGAACUUCACGCGCGGCCUCCUGGAGCGCGCCACUGAGCAGACGCUCGCCAGCGACGACUCGCUGGAGCAAGGCAGCGUGCAAGUGCGGCUCGACAUGUCCAACCAGGUGGUGGCGUGGCUGCUGCGGGACCAACUGUACUCCAAGUACGUCGAGUUCGCCGAGGACAUCCUCGCCUCGUGCGACAAGGAGACCAAGAUAGCCAACAUUCCCGUCCGGUUCAACGAACCAGUCUAUGGCGAAAGGAGACCUGAAUUCAUCGACUACACGGCGCCAGCUGUGCUCUCGGCGAUGAUGUUCUUCUUUGGAGUGGCGUUGUCGGUAUGGGGCAUUGCUUACGAGAGAAAACAAGGCCUUUUGGACAGGAAUAUUGUAGCAGGCGUGAAGUCGUUCGAGAUCUUCUUCGGCUACUUCCUGUCGCAGUCGGUGCUGAUGUGCGGCCAGGCGUCGCUGCUGAUCGUGCUGGGCAUCUUCGUGUACCACUUCCAGUGCCACGGCGACCUGGCGCUGGUGGUGGUUCUUCUGCUGCUGCAGGGAGUGUGCGGCAUGGCCCUGGGUUUCGUAAUAUCGGCCGCUUGCGAAGACGAAGUCACAGCGACCGUGGUCGCCUCAGGAAGUAUUCAGCCAAUGCUGUAUCUCUGUGGCAUCAUAUGGCCGUUGGAGGGCAUGAACUCGACCCUGAGGUAUGUGGCUCUCGUGCUGCCGCUGUCGCUGCCCAUUCGCGCCAUGCGCUCCAUCAUGAGUCGCGCCUGGGGGGUGUCCAGCCACGAGGUGGUGCUCGGGUUCGCCGCCUCCUUCCUCUGGAUCGGCGCCUUCUUCGUCCUCUGCACCGUCAUCAUCCGCUUCAAGAAGCUGUGACAUUACCUCAUCUGCAAUGUUGUCUGCACCGUCAUCAUCCGCUUCAAGAAGCUGUGACAAUACCUCAUCUGUAAUCUGCACCUUCAUCAUCCGCUUCAAGAAACUGUGACAUUACUCCAACCAUAAUCUCUUAGACUGUAAUGGCGCAUUUUCGUCCUCUGCACCGUCAUCAUCCGCUUCAAGAAGCUGUGACAUUACCUCAUUGCAAUGUUGUCUGCACCGUCAUCAUCCGCUUUAAGAAGCUGUGACAUUACCUCAUCUGCAAUCUGCACCAUCAUCCGCUUCAAGAAGCUGUGACAAUACCUCAUCUGUAAUCUUCACCGUCAUCAUCCGCUUCAAGAAACUGUGACAUUACUUCAACCACAAUCUCUUAGACUGUAAUGGUGCAUUAUUCGUCAUCUUCACCGUCAUCAUUCAGUUCAAGAAGCUGUGUGAUUGAUUGCCUCAACCAUAACCUCUUAAACAUGAAUGAUAUUUUUAUGGUUUUCUGCAAUACCAUCAUAUUCAUCCGGUUAAAGAAACUGUAGGAUUACUUCUGUGUGUAACUUCUUAGACUGGAAUGGCGCCUUCUUCGUUAUCUGCACCGCCAUCAUCCGCUUCACGAAGCUGUGGGAUAACCUGUACCAUAACCCCUUGGACUGGAAUUGUGUCUUCUUCGUCAUCUGCACCAUAUUUUAAUGGUUUUCUGCACUACCAUCAUCAUCAUCCGGUUAAAGAAGCUGUAAUAUUACAUCUAUGUGUAACAUUUUCGACUGUAAUGGUGUCUUCUUCGUCAUCUGCACCGUCAUCAUCCGGUUCAAACGACUGUGAAAUUACCACUACAUUAAUCUAUUGGACUGGAAUGUUAUCUAAUUGUCAUCUGCACAGUUGUCAUCAGGUUCCGAAAGCUUUCAAUUUACCUCUACGAUAACCUAUUAGACUGUAACCAUGUCUAUUUCGUCAUCUGCACGGUCGUCAUCAAACUGUGGGACCACCCUUUCAUUUCGUAUGAGUUUAUUUUUCCAUAAUAGGUGCCAUCAUAAUCUAUUAAGCUAUGAGGUGCCUCUACCCUACACUCUUUUAUUAGAAGUGUAUUUUGCACUGUCUGUUAAAAUUAGAUUAAAGAAGAUUUCAGAAUUACCUUAAAAUCCAUAUUGAUGAGUAGGCAUUUUAUUUGUUGUGUGCAACGUAAUCAUCGAGUUUAAGAAGCUGGGAAACUCAAUUUACUAUAAAAUAGCAUACAUAAAGUGUGCCUUCUUAAUUGUUUACGUCGUUAAAAUUCGAAUAAAUAAGAUGUAGGACUUUCCAUUUAAAUCUUUUGCAUGCGAUUUUAUUACUCACCUAAACACUUCAACUGGAUUAGUUUUGUUUACAUUGUCUGCACUAUUGAAAUCAGAUUCAAUAAGAUGUGAGACUUACCUUCCAUUUCACAUGGGUGUGUAGUCUAUUCAUCAUUUGCAAAGUCAUCAGGUUAAAGAAACUCAUAAGACUCCGUCUCACCUACUCUCUUCGACAUAAACGGUGUCAUAUUCGUCAAAUGCAAAAUCACCAUCCGGUUAAAGAAGUGGUGAGACGUCCUCUAUCCUAUCAUUUUUGAAUGGCACUGUCUGAGCUAUCUUCACUGUAAUCAUCCAGUUGAAGCAGUACGACACCUUCGUCCCUCUCGUUUUUGAAUAAAUUAUUACUUCUUUGUUGUCUGCACCAUAAAAAUCCGGUUUCAGAAUCAGUGAGAUUCCCUCUGCCCUGCCUACUUUCAUUGUUAUGGUCCUUUCAUCUUUGCCUGCCUUUUAACAUCUUGUUCCCGAAACGGCGAGACUCGCUCUACACUACCGUCAUCGAGUGUUAUAGUGCCUAUUUAAUUUCCGGCAUUGUCAGCAACGGAUUCAAGAAAGACCAAAGUUUUUCGUUCUCAGUUUUCCUCUGGAUGACGAAUUUUUGGACUGUGCAAUAAUUAUCCCCUUAAAGAAGAUCAUUUUCCUCCUUGUUAUUCUGCACCGUAAUAAUACAGUUCAAGCAGCUUUGAACGUAAAUGUUUGUGAGCCGCAACCAAAAACCGAAAAAAGAGUUUAGUCUUAAGAAGCAAAUUUUGGUACCCUCAAGCUAUAGAGACUGUUAAAAUAAAAACAACUAUGAGGUGGAUACAACUGUCCCUGAAAAAUAUGUUUUGGUUAUAAAUUACCACUUAGACUUCAUAAAGAUAAUUCUGUUGUUGAUAAUGAAGUUAGAUUGUUGCUACUUUAUGAACUUUAAGUAGAACUUCUAUUUUAUUUGCCUAUUUUUCACUACUCAGGAAAAUAUUUGUCAUCUUUUCCAUGUGUUUUAUGUUGAAACGUAAUCGAUGACAGCCAUGUUUAAAUUUCACCACGGAAUGUACUGAGCAUAACUACAAAUAAUAGAUAUCUAAUGAAAAAAAAAGUGAUCAUGAACGAUGUGAAUGUACCUCGAUUGUUCCAAGGAGUUGAAACUAUUCAUUUACAUAAACGGAUGUUAAUGACUAUAUCGGUUAUCAGUGGUUGUAAAAAACGAUCAAAGACAUUAUGAAGUGCUAUCAUUAACUUUUAUGUGCUUAAUACGUGUCUGGUUAGAAUAUAAACUUUUUUUACUUAUCUUGUAAAAUCUUAACCAGAUAAAUUGAUAAAUUAUAGUUAAGCUCUAAUAGAAAAUAAAAUAUUACAAUUAAAUGUAUUAAUAUAUUAUUGAAACUGCAUUUAAAUUAUUUCUAUCUCUGGUUUUUACCAAGAAAUUACUAAGCAAAUUAAUUUAAAUUAAUUUAUUAAUGUUAUUUGUUAUUUAAUUAAAAAUACAUUUGUUUAUUAGUUAAGAGUUUAGCUUUAGCUGCAUUUACUAAUUGUUUCAUAAUGGUUAUAAAUUAUAUAAUUUCAAGGUUUAACCAUUUAAACAAAACCAAAUAUUUCAAUGAACGAAAAUUAAUGUUCAAUACACUAGACAGUUCCUGAUCAUUGAUUUGUGUGAGAUAGUAAAUUUUUGUUGUGAAUUUU